This is a messenger RNA of Helicoverpa zea (corn earworm), 1189 nucleotides long. RefSeq names its product histone H3.v1-like. NCBI's taxonomy places the organism in Eukaryota, Metazoa, Arthropoda, Insecta, Lepidoptera, Noctuidae. The record is from RefSeq and is a predicted model, not a curated record. The coding region runs from base 208 to 891 and encodes 227 amino acids. The transcript has a single exon.
UAUAUCUUACUAAAUAAACGUUUAAAAUAUCAAAGCAAAAUUAUUUUAGUCAUUUCACUAAACCAAUUUAGGGAUCGCGAAUAAGUAGCGAUCGGCAAAAACACUUCUAAAAGAUCUUCACACUGUAAAACGUAUCUCAAUGAAACGUUAAAACUUUAUUUUCCAGUGAUACCAGAUGUGAUCUCUACAGCGCUAACACUAUGUUCGAUGGCGGUAACUGCUUCUCACUGGCCGGACCCACAAAAUGAUCCACUAAUGUAUAUAGCAAACCCAGUGGAAGCAAAAAUGCCCGGCCAUUGGGUGCCUCUCAGUAUCCUAAAGGUGAUCCUACAAAAGAAAGCUAUCCCCGGACCCUAUAAGGAAUCGGGAAUUGUGCAUCAAACGAAACGACCUCAAAAAUAUAAAAUACCAGAAAAACCUAGGGGUCCUCAAAAGGAUGAGAUUUCUAAAAAACCGAAGGGACCUAAGAAAAAUGUGGAAACAAAUGGCAAGAAGAACCAGCCAAGUUCAUCAAAAGUUCACUCAGAACAGAAGAAACCCCCAAAAGGGAACUCAGGCGAACAUGACCCACCAAAAGGGAACACAGACGAAAAUGACCCGUCACAUGACAAUCAAGAAAAUGAAGAAGUAGUGGAAAAUGAAAACACUGAACCACACACGGGCAUGGAAAAUCAAGAGGGAGGAGAAAGUCAAAAGGAAGAAGAAAAGGAAGAAGAAAAGGAAGAAGAAAAGGAAGAAGAAAAGGAAGAAGAAAAGGAAGAAGAAAAGGAAGAAGAAAAGGAAGAAGAAAAGGAAGAAGCAGACGUCGAAACAGAACCACCAGAACCAACAAAGAAGAAGAGAAAACGUAAACCCAAACAUAAUACACAUCAAAACAGUCCCAGUCGCUAGCCUUGGAAAAGUUUUUUUUCUUAACAGAACUUUUAAACUUAUAAUAACUAGGUAUACAUGUACUACUACCUAUUGACAUUAUAUUUACUUACUAGCUUCUGCCAGCGACUUCGUCCGCGUUAAAUUCGGACUUUGUGUAAAGAGAGGAAGAAUACUAAACACCAGCCAAUCCAAUUCUAAAUCUAUGCGUACCUACUACUACUUCAUCUAAAAAGAAAUAAAAUGAAAACUAUUAUAUUAAUAAACUAGCUUCUGCCCGCGACUUCGUACGCGGAUCCUGUCCCUUAUGCCAGCGACU